AUGGCUGCGAAGCCCUUACCGAUUCAAGUUGAUGCAAGAGUGUCUGUGUCUUUGUAUGAGAAGGCUUAUAGGCGUUUCAAUUAUGAUUUUAUCUCGCCUUUCCCGGGGGCUCUGAGCAAGUUGCCCCAGUUGCUAUUUGAGAAUGCUCCUGACUCGUGUCUUUAUUCUGCGGUCGCGGCUGUCGCAUAUGCCAACUAUCAUAGUAGAUGUCAGUCUGAAGAAGCGAAAGAAGCAGGAAAUGUCUCCUAUGGCGAAACAUUGCAAAAGUUUGCAGCCAAAAUGGCUGAUCCGAUCGAGGUGCAACGAGAUGAUAACUUGAUGGUUAUCUUCCUUAUGAGCAUGUAUGAGAUGUUGACCUCCUCGAAACGAGAUGGCUCUUAUCUUGCUCAUAUGCAUGGUACACAGUCCGUUAUUGCCCAGAGAGACGGGACCACACUGCAGGAUGGCAACAACCACCUGGCCCUGUUAUGCACGCAUAUGAUCGUCUGGUAUAUAACAGACCUUAAGAUUCCGCCCGCACACCUAGCCAGCUGGGUCCAGCAGAUUCCAUUCGACUCGCCGAUGAAAAAGAAACUCACCGAGUUAAUGUCGACAACUGCAGUAAUUUGUGUUAGGUUAAACGAACGAGCCAACGGAAAAGUAGCUCCAGGUCCAGAUUCAAUCGAUUCUGGAUUACUAGAUCUCGACGAGGCACUCCGCAUGGAGAGCCAGCUACAUGAAUGGUCCGCUAAUCUUCCUAGGGGAUGGAGGCCUGUCGAUCGCAAACCUCUCAGCCAUACAAAUCGACCAGAUUGGAGCAAGAAACUGCUCACGGUCCCCGGCGCGCCUGAUCAUUUCCGUACAUAUGAUAAUCCCUCCGCAGCCAGUGACUGGAAUAUGUGUCGGGCAAUUCGCAUUCAUCUCUGGAUUCAGAUCCUCAAGUUUCUCUUCCAAUGCGAUGUUUCACGAAUUGAUGUUUCGGAAAUCAAAGUGCGAGGCCUCAGUCUACUUGUUACUCUUAUCGAUGAGAUCGCCGAGACCAUACCUUACUCCAUCAAUCUCACACAGGACGGCUCGCUCGAUCCUAAGUCUCCACAGCAUGUGCCGGGGCUCUAUGCAUACUGCAUUUUAUGGUCCACAUAUACCAGCUUUGUGGCCUAUCAAAGCACCUUGAUGAAGGAGCCUGGGUAUAAGCACCGAGUCAUGUGGUUUGGGGCCAUGCUUCGCUUUUUGCGCGAUACCACAGGUAUUGCAAAGGUGGAAGUUAUGAUAGAACAUAAUCUUACUGAAGUAUCGUGA
Messenger RNA from Penicillium angulare, 1278 nucleotides. RefSeq lists its product as uncharacterized. The transcript is spliced from 3 exons. Lineage: Eukaryota; Fungi; Ascomycota; Eurotiomycetes; Eurotiales; Aspergillaceae. The coding region runs from base 1 to 1278 and encodes 425 amino acids. The record is from RefSeq and is a predicted model, not a curated record.